Cylicostephanus goldi is the source of this 183-nucleotide messenger RNA. The record is from the annotation of a GenBank genome assembly. NCBI's taxonomy places the organism in Eukaryota, Metazoa, Nematoda, Chromadorea, Rhabditida, Strongylidae.
AAAAAAUAUUUAGGGCCCAUCAUCCAGUCUAAUAUUGUUGCUAUAAUCGUAUUCCUAUCCGUUGCUGUUUGGGUACCUAUUGGAUACUGUAUCAAGAAAGCGGAUGGAAGAGAAAUUCUGACCACGAGACGAGCUGGCCGAGUUCGCACGGUCUACGUUGAUCGUCCAGCCCAAAGUCAGUGA